UGUGAGAAGUGGUUCUGCAGCAGCUGCUCCCCCUGAUCCCGGACCGGGGGCCCAUCUACCCGCGGGGCCCUGAGUACCCAGGAUCUCCAUCACCAAGGACUAGUGACGCCAGGGAUAGUUCAACCAGCAAAGCCUCAGUGCCGGGGAAGAUGUAUACCACUGGGCUGGCUCCCUUCUAUGCAGCUUCUCAUUUUAACCUGUGGUCUGCCUAUUGCUCUGGGGGUGCAGGAGGGGGUGGGGGUGCUGGAUUCCCCCCAUUAGAUCCUGGGAAGAAGCCUUCAUUUUGCAUUGCUGACAUCCUGCAUGUUGGGGACCCGGACAGCCCCCCUAGCUCUUCUGGCCUGACAGCCCACCUGGGGAUCCUUCACCCUGCACAGUACCAGCAAACAGGGUCCCCCCUUAGACCGACCCCCCUCACCCCAGACUCUGCCUUCCACCACAGGCUCUCCCCCCUGUCCCCCUACAGAUCCAUGUGCGGCAGCAGCACCAACCCCAGGAUACAUGGCGGCUCCCAGCCGACCCCCUCCAGCAAGGACCUCAAGUUCGGGAUUGAUCGGAUCCUGUCCACAGAGUUUGAUCCCAAGGUGAAAGAAGGAAACACACUGCGAGAUCUGACCUCCCUAAUCAGCUCAGGCCGCCAAUCAGGGGUCCAUGCCCCCCACAUGCAGUCCACAGCCGGGCAGUUCUUCGCCUCCCUAGAGCCCCUUACAGAGACCUCCUCAAUCCUGGGGCAGCUAAAUGCAAACCAGAGGGGCUCAGUGCAGCAGCAGUUCCAGGACACCUUCCCAGAGGCUGAAUUUGGUUGUGUCCUCCCCUCAGGCCCCUAUGCAGUGCUCACCAAGGACACCAUGCCCCAGACCUACAAGAGGAAAAGGUCCUGGUCCAGAGCCGUGUUCUCCAAUCUGCAGAGAAAAGGGCUGGAGAAGAGGUUUGAGGUGCAGAAGUAUGUCACCAAGCCUGACAGGAAGCAGCUGGCGGCCAUGCUGGGCCUCACCGAUGCCCAGGUGAAGGUCUGGUUCCAGAACAGACGCAUGAAAUGGAGACAUUCGAAAGAGGCGCAAGCGCAAAAGGAUAAAGAGAAGGAAGACAGCGAGAAGUGUGACGCCCCCUGUAGUGGAGAAGUGGACAUAGACAGGAGCAAUAGUCCCUACAGGUCUGAAGGGGACAGUGACUCCAGUGACUCUGACCUGCUGGACAUGAUGCCCAGCGACAGUGAAAGGACUGAGGGUGGAAGCUCUGAGCCCCAGCAGACCAGUGUGAUCAGAUCCUCCUCUACCACCGACCUCUCCACCACACAGCAGGCUGCCCCCUGCCCACCAGAGACCACCGACCCACAGAGCCCCCCUCUGCAUUAAUCUAUACAGAAGGAAAAGGAUGGGACAUUGAGUGACAGACUGGUCUUCGGAAUGAUGGUCAUUCUCCCCCCCCCCCGAAGGGGACACACUGUGAAGAUGUUAUGGGCUGGA
Molecule: messenger RNA, 1466 nt
Organism: Hyla sarda
Lineage: Eukaryota; Metazoa; Chordata; Amphibia; Anura; Hylidae
Gene: HLX
Product: H2.0 like homeobox
Exons: 4
Coding region: 150-1355 (401 amino acids)
Biological process (GO): regulation of DNA-templated transcription
Molecular function (GO): sequence-specific DNA binding; DNA-binding transcription factor activity, RNA polymerase II-specific
Source: RefSeq, a predicted model, not a curated record